Messenger RNA from Penicillium chermesinum, 654 nucleotides. RefSeq names its product putative 26S proteasome non-ATPase regulatory subunit Nas2. Gene Ontology annotation, cellular component: nucleus; cytoplasm. Bases 1 to 654 code for a protein of 217 amino acids. The record is from RefSeq and is a predicted model, not a curated record. The transcript is spliced from 4 exons. Gene Ontology annotation, biological process: proteasome regulatory particle assembly. Gene Ontology annotation, molecular function: protein binding. NCBI's taxonomy places the organism in Eukaryota, Fungi, Ascomycota, Eurotiomycetes, Eurotiales, Aspergillaceae.
AUGGUAGGCAUCAUGGAGGAUCAUAACAUCCACGCUCCUACCGUGGCGUCUGGCCCGACGUCCGGGGCUGCCCCCCGCGACUUGUCGAAGCUAUCCAUGGUGGAACUGAUGCAAGAGAAAGACCGGAUCGAGGAGGAGCUCAAAGAGCUUAGCCAGGUGCUUACUACGCAAUCGGUCACCAUGAAUUCCACUCUAACAACGUUCGACGGGUUCCCGCGCGAUGAUAUUGACGUGCCUCAAGGGCUCCAUGCCCACUUCGCCCAACUCCAAAACACGCAAGGCGCAACCACCAAUGGCACUACCGUGCCUUCUGCGCCCCCCGCAUCUGUAGCCCCCUCUGGCACUUCCGAGCCUGGUGCGCCUGGACGGCCAUUUGCGAAAGUCAACACCGUGGAGCCAGGGAGUCCAGCUGACCAAGCAGGUCUCAAGCCGGGCGACCUGGUCCGGGGCUUUGGCAAUGUACACUGGUUGAACCACGAACGCCUGUCCAAGGUCGCAGAGGUUGUCCGGCAAAACGAAGGGCGUGUUGUCCUAGUGCAGGUGUCGCGCAAGGAGGAGGGUGGAUCACAGACUACUGAGCUGGAAUUGCAGCUUACUCCCCGACGCAAUUGGGGUGGCCGGGGUUUAUUGGGCUGUCACCUGGUACCCUUGUAG